AUGAAGUUCAGCAAAUUUGUCCUGUUUGGCUUGGUGUUUUUCACCACAGCCAAUUCUCACCCCUCAGAGGCUUACAAAUCCAUCAAGUCGAUUGUCCAUGAGCACAGCUUGAAGUUGGAGCACGUCAUUAGCAAACGACAGGUCUCUCCCGAUACCAAGUCAUUCAUUAUUUCCUUCCCUGGUGCUUCAAUUGACGACAUCUCCCAGCACAUUUCUUCCAUCGACAACCUGGUCGCAGGAAAGUCCGAACAAGGCAUCACUGCUGACUUCGAUUUGUCUGAAAGUCCUGAAAACCCUACCAUUAUUGGAGUUGCGGCUGUACUCGAUGAGAGUGUGGCUGAAGCAGUGGAGCAUCUUCCCUUUGCUCUCGUUGAGCCUGACGGAAAAAUUUACUUGUGGGACUCACUAGAGCGAAAUUCAGAUGGUGUUGUCUACUGUGAUCAGCUCCCUGGUUAUGGGCAGCCUGGAUUUGAGCCCUUCUAUGAUGAUGAUCUGUUGGCGGAAUUGUCCGCUCCUACUGGUGACAGCAAAGUCCAAGUGGCUACUAUUACUACUGAGAUCAUUGGUGUAACAUCCGUUGAUGGACAAGCUACGACCAUUACAUCAACCAUCACCUUUACCAGUACUUUGAAACACGCCGGAUACACCCUAUUGGCCGAACCCACCACAGCUGGUGCUAAAGCCGACGCAAAUGACAACAACAACGUCAAUGUCAACAGCAACAACAACAUUGAUGACAAUGAUGUCAUUACCGGUGACCGUGCUGAGGCCGUGAUCGUCUACACUGACGACCAAGGAGAGCCGUGUGUGGCCAUUCCUACACCCACAUACGAGCCUACUUGCGGCUGUACCAAGACAUACUAUGUGAUUCGAAAGCUCACCGAAGAUCACACAAUGAUCAGCACAAACAGUAAUAAAGUCUCUCCUACAGGCUCCAACCAUGGCAGCUCUGGAUCGAACGGAAACACAGCUGUCGACAACGGCAACAAUGGUAACAGCAACAGCAACGACAAUGGCAACAACAUCAACGGAAACGACAAAAGUGGCAACGAUGUCACCUCUUUCAUCGAUGACAUUCGUGUUUCUAACUCAACUCCUACCGCAGUCGAGUCCACUCAAUUGUCUCAAUCAUCUGCUAGCUCGUCACCCAUUCUUACCAACUCGAGUCAGUCUUUGGAUUCAAUUGCAUUUUCGGAUUCUCAAUUCAUCAGUCCAAUUGUGUUAUCUACAACGCCCAACUCUGGCAGUACAACGCCUUCUAACUCUGGUACCAUUACCGGCUCGGAGGUGACCUCUUCCACCUCUCCCACCUCUUCUAGUGGCUCCAGCAGUUCCAGUACGAUUCUCCCUUCAAGCUCUUCCGCUAGCCCUUCAAGUAGGCCUUCAAGUAGCUCCGCCCCAGUUUCCUCUAGCUCUCCAGUUUCCUCUAGCUCUCCCAGCUCUUCCAACCCCGGUUCUUCCAGCUCUAGUUCUCCCAGCUCUAGUUCUCCCAGCUCCAGCUCCAGUUCUCCCAGCUCCAGCUCCAGCUCUAGUUCUCCCAGCUCCAGCUCCAGCUCCAGCUCUAGUUCUCCCAGCUCCAGCUCCAGCUCUAGUUCUCCCAGCUCCAGCUCCAGCUUCAGCUCUAGUUCUCCCAGCUCCAGCUCCAGCUCUAGUUCUUCCAGCUCCAGCUCUAGUUCUCCCAGUGCCAGCUCAAGCUCUUCCAGUUCCACUUCUCUCAGUUCCAGUUCUAGCUCAAGCUCUUCCUCUAGCUCUAGCGCUCCCCUCCCACUUGUUACGCAACAAGGCAUGCCUUGGGGUCUCUCUCGUAUUUCUCACCAGUCGCCUGAGAUGGCUCCCUACCAAGAUCCCAUGGUAGGAGAAUAUAUUCACCAACAGUUUGUGGACCCCAAUCCCAAGGUGGUCGUGUACGUCGUUGAUUCAGGCGUGAAUAUCAAUCACGAUAACUUUGCGACCAAACCCAUUUGGCUUGCGAAUUAUGCUGACAGUGACGACUCUGAUGCCAAUGGCCAUGGAACAUUUGUGGCAGGUGUUGUAGCUGGCACCAGAUCAGGUGUGGACCCCAACCUGCAAGUCAAGAGUAUCAAGGUAUUUUCUGGCGAGACUACCGACGCGUCUAUUCUUAUGUCAGGUAUUACUCGUGCCAUUAAUGAUUUCAAGGCUGACACCACUCCAGGUAAGAAAGCUGUGUUGAAUCUGUCGCUUGGUGGAGACGUAUCUACUGCGUUAGAUUCUUUGAUUAAGCAGGCUGUUGCUGAAGGUAUGUUUGUUGCUAUUGCUGCCGGAAACAACAUGGAAAAUGCUUGCAACAAUUCUCCGGGACGAGUUUCCACCUCUACCCCUGGUUCUGUUACGGUUGGUUCAAUUGACAGAAGCGACAAAUUAUCUGUUUACGCUGGAAACAACAAGGGAACUGCUUGGGGAACGUGUAUUACUGGCUUUGCCCCUGGUUCUGAUAUUAUGUCCUCUAUGAAUACUCCUAAUGAUGGAUAUGGAAUCGGAUCCGGAACCUCAUUUGCUACUCCUAUGGUGGCCGGAAUUGCCGGCUACUUGAUGAGUCAGGAAGGUACCAAAGAUCUAACUCCUGCGGAGCUCGAGUCAAGAAUCAUGAACAGCAAUGAUGGUAGAAUUCAGGGUGAUCUGAAGAACUCACCUAACAAGAUAGCCUACAACGGCGUAUAG
This is a messenger RNA of Yarrowia lipolytica CLIB122, 2679 nucleotides long. Lineage: Eukaryota; Fungi; Ascomycota; Dipodascomycetes; Dipodascales. The record is from RefSeq and is a predicted model, not a curated record.